This is a messenger RNA of Knipowitschia caucasica, 384 nucleotides long. The record is from the annotation of a GenBank genome assembly. NCBI's taxonomy places the organism in Eukaryota, Metazoa, Chordata, Actinopteri, Gobiiformes, Gobiidae.
AUGGUCAGUUUCGCAGCCCUGUACGUGACACUGACACUGGCUUUGCUUCUGUCCCAUUCCCCCGCGGCUCUAGGGAAGAAGAAGCUGUACAUCGGCGCGCUAUUCCCCAUGAGCGGAGGCUGGCCAGGGGGUCAAGCCUGCCUGCCCGCCGCCCAAAUGGCCCUGGAUCUGGUCAACAACCGCAGCGACAUCUUGCCAGACUACGAGCUGGAGCUGAUAUACUACGACAGCCUGUUUCGUCGGUCCUCCUCCAGCUCCUCUCUUGCUCUUUGGCCUGUGCUCUCCUUGGCACUCGUCCGCUUCCACAGGAUCAGCUCUUCCAGCCUCAGCACUGUCGUAGAUACAGAACUCAGUUUCUCAGAACUCUCUAAUUUUAGUGAAUAA